CUCUUCUCCCCGCAGCUCAUCGACUACGCCAAGCGGGGCGACCGCGAUGAGAAGGCCAUGCGCAUGGCGGACUUCUGGCUGACGGAGAAGGACCUCAUCCACAAGCUGUUCAAGGUGCUGGCGCCACGGUACCAGCCGCACCCCGGCAAGUACACGCGCAUGCUGCACAUCCCCAACCGCGACACCAUAGACCGUGCCAAGAUGGCCGUCAUCGAGCUCAAGGGCAACCCCUUCCCGCCGCUCAUCCGCCCGCAGCCCGACAGUGGGAAGACGCUGCUCAACCAGCUCCUCCAGGGCUACCGGGAGGACAUGCAGCGGGCCACACGCGCCCCCGAGGGCACCGCCGUGUAGGUCCCCGUCUCCUUCCCCAAGGAAGCCUCACGCAAGUGUGGGGAUGGGGCUUGGCAUGA
This is a messenger RNA of Tinamus guttatus (white-throated tinamou), 410 nucleotides long. The record is from RefSeq and is a predicted model, not a curated record. Lineage: Eukaryota; Metazoa; Chordata; Aves; Tinamiformes; Tinamidae.